Messenger RNA from Bemisia tabaci, 2054 nucleotides. RefSeq names its product Alg3, alpha-1,3- mannosyltransferase (gene Alg3). Gene Ontology annotation, cellular component: endoplasmic reticulum. NCBI's taxonomy places the organism in Eukaryota, Metazoa, Arthropoda, Insecta, Hemiptera, Aleyrodidae. Gene Ontology annotation, molecular function: dol-P-Man:Man(5)GlcNAc(2)-PP-Dol alpha-1,3-mannosyltransferase activity. The record is from RefSeq and is a predicted model, not a curated record.
CAUAAGAAGUUUUUUCCACAUAAUCUUCCUUAUCUCUAGAAACUUGUAGAUUUUAGGGGGAAGUGUUGAUGUAAAAAUAAAAGCAACUUGAUUUAAAAUUAAAGAGAUGAAGAAAACACAAAUCUUUUACAAUCAACACAAUCUUACGAUGAUGGAAUCAGUAUCAGCUAUCAGCUUAGCUUAUCAGCUGACUUUGUUUAUUAUUAGAACCGGUAGUUUGAGGUUAUGUUCGGUGUUUACGUUGAUUUUCCGCGUGGAACCCGUGAGUAGAUAACAGAUAAUGAUAAGACUGCGUGUUCCAUAAGUGAAUUACAGAGUGUUUUAGUGUUGAAAAAUCGUCCGUUAUCAAACUAACUGACUCUCAAGCAAAGCAUCUGACACAGUGAGGAUGAAGCCCAAGAAGAAACCAGCAAGCCAAAAUCAAUGGCUCAGCAAACUUCCAAAUUUUUCACGUAAUUACAAAAAAUUAUUCAGCUACAAAUUCUAUCUGUCACUCUUGUUUGAUACCAAAUAUCUCAUUUUGAUGGCACUUGCGCUACUUAUUGCCGAGGUGUUCGUCAAUAUCUUCAUCAUAAAAUGGAUCAAGUACACAGAAAUAGACUGGAUCGCCUACAUGCAGGAGGUCGAGGGCGUCAUCAACGGUACCAUGGACUACUCCCAACUGCGAGGCGACACGGGACCUUUGGUUUAUCCUGCUGGAUUCGUCUACAUCUUCACGCUAUUUUAUCAUUUAACAGACCACGGUAAAGAUAUCAAUUUUGCACAGCAUAUCUUUGCUGGCUUGUACAUUUUGACCCUCAUCCUAGUGUUCCAAUUGUACGUCAAGAGUAAGAAAGUUCCUCCGUAUGUGUUGAUCAUAACCUGCUGCACAUCAUACCGCAUACACUCGAUUUACGUUCUCCGAAUGUUCAAUGAUCCUGUAGCCAUGAUUUUGCUUUAUUUAUCCCUCAAUCUAUUUUUAAAUAACCGGUGGAGUUUGGGUAGCUCAAUCUAUAGUAUGGCUGUCAGCAUUAAAAUGAACAUUCUCCUUUUUUCACCCGUCUUGCUUUUAGCAUACUGGACUUGUCUUGGUUUUAUUGGAACAUUAAAGCAAUUAGCUAUCUGUGCGGGGAUACAAUUAUUCUUAGGAGCCCCUUUCCUUCUAACAAACCCUAUGGCAUACCUAAAAGGCUCUUUUGAUUUGGGGAGAGUAUUUUUGUACGAAUGGACUGUCAAUUGGAGAUUCUUGCCUGAGGAGAUAUUUGUGAGCAAAUACUUUCACAUUUCUCUACUUGCAGUCCACUUAAUAUUGUUGGCUAUCUUUUACUCAUCCUGGAAGGUAUACUUGACUAGCUACGCGCGUCUUAAAUACAUGGAAACUCGUAUUCAACCUGAAUUGAAGAAGCAUAAGAAAAGUUUAGAUAUGAGCACAGCCUCAAAUCUCUUUCUCACACCCAUGUUUACAGCCAAUUUCAUAGGCGUAGCCUGCAGCCGUUCAUUGCACUACCAAUUUUACGUUUGGUACUAUCAUUCCCUGCCGUAUUUAUUGUGGUCUACAAAAUUUCCUGAUAAAUACCGUAUAAUGCUUUUGGGUGUGAUCGAGCUUUGCUGGAAUACUUUUCCAUCUACAAUGCUCAGCAGCGCUGCCCUACAUGUUUGCCACAUUGCAAUCCUUUAUGGACUGUAUCAAAAUCGGCAUGUGAAGCAAAAUGCUGCCUAAAAGAGAGAAUGAUUACUUAGGCUGCAUCUAGCAAGAGGAAACCAAGUUUUUGGGAGAUGCCUAGGAGACCUGUUCAUAAUUGACUGAUCGAAAUCUUCGUAAGAGUCAAUUUUAAUCCAUAAGCAUUUGGUUCCUUUCUAUGAAUUGAUUCUACUUCUUAGCAACCACAAGGGAUCUGAUAAUAGUUUAAGUUUUCCUCUGAAUUUCAUUUUUUUGCAUCAGGAACAUAAUUUUGUGGCUCAAUAAAAUUUGAGUGUCAGACAUACACAUUUUCUUCCUUAGAAUAUAUGCGAAAUUCUGACAGCCAAUUUCAAAACAAUCAAUUCAAUGAGCAAAUCCCUCCUCUCCCAUUGAA